Polyodon spathula (Mississippi paddlefish) is the source of this 4190-nucleotide messenger RNA. RefSeq names its product furin-like. Gene Ontology annotation, cellular component: Golgi membrane; trans-Golgi network. Bases 16 to 2184 code for a protein of 722 amino acids. Lineage: Eukaryota; Metazoa; Chordata; Actinopteri; Acipenseriformes; Polyodontidae. The transcript has 13 exons. The record is from RefSeq and is a predicted model, not a curated record. Gene Ontology annotation, biological process: peptide hormone processing. Gene Ontology annotation, molecular function: serine-type endopeptidase activity.
UGCAAGGCUGAAGGCAUGUGUGUUUUAUUCCAGGUGGUUUGGGCAGAACAACAAGUCGUGAAGAAAAGGAAGAAGAGAGAUAUUUACACCAACCCGUCUGAUCCCAAGUUUUCAGAGCAGUGGUACCUGUACAAUGCAAACCAGCAUGACCUGAACGCCCGUGGCGCUUGGCAGCUGGGAUACACUGGCAAGGGGGUGGUGGUGUCCAUCCUGGAUGAUGGCAUUGAGAAGGACCACCCUGACUUGAUUGAGAACUAUGAUCCAGAAGCCAGUUAUGAUGUGAACGACAAGGAUCCCGAUCCACAGCCCCGAUACACGCAGAUGAAUGAGAACAGGCACGGGACCCGCUGUGCUGGGGAGGUGGCAGCAUCAGCCAACAACGGGAUCUGUGGAGUCGGGGUGGCUUUCAAAUCAAAGAUUGGAGGUGUGAGGAUGCUAGACGGAGAGGUGACGGAUGCAGUCGAAGCCCAGUCUCUCAGCUUCAACUCCGAUCACAUCCACAUCUACAGCGCUAGCUGGGGCCCCGAGGAUGAUGGAAAGACUGUGGACGGCCCCGCCAAGCUGGCGAAGGAGGCGUUCGAGCGCGGAGUCUCUGAGGGUCGAGGUGGGCUGGGUUCUAUCUUCGUGUGGGCAUCGGGUAACGGAGGGCGGGAGCAUGACAGCUGUAACUGUGACGGCUACACAAACAGCAUCUAUACCCUGUCAAUCAGCAGCAGCACGCAGUACGGGAACGUGCCCUGGUACAGCGAGGCCUGCUCCUCCACGCUCGCCACGACGUACAGCAGCGGGAACCUCAACGAGAAGCAGAUUGUGACCACUGAUCUGAGACAGAAGUGCACAGACUCCCACACCGGGACCUCUGCCUCCGCCCCGCUCGCAGCUGGGAUCAUUGCUCUCGCCCUGGAGGCUAAUAUGAACCUGACCUGGAGGGACAUGCAGCACCUGGUCGUGAGAACCUCUCGCCCCGCCCACCUCAACACCAACGACUGGAAAACCAAUGGUGUGGGCCGCAAAGUGAGUCACUCAUAUGGCUAUGGGUUGCUGGAUGCCAGUGCCAUGGUCACUCUGGCCCGGAACUGGACCAACGUGGAGCCGCAGCACAAGUGUGUCAUCGUGGUGCUCUCCGAGCCCAGGGAUAUUGGUAAUCGGCUGGUCAUCACCCAGAAGGUGGAUGCCUGCUUUGGGAUGUCGAACUAUGUGAGCUCGCUGGAGCACGCCCAAGCACAGCUCACUCUGUCCUACAACCAGCGUGGAGACCUGGCUGUGUACCUGAUCAGCCCCAUGGGCACCCGCUCCACCCUCCUCGCCCCCAGACCUCACGAUUACUCCUCGGAGGGGUUUAGCGACUGGGCAUUCAUGACCACCCAUUCCUGGGACGAGGACCCUCGUGGGGAGUGGACACUGGAGAUAGAGAAUGCCUCCGGAGCCAGCAACUAUGGCACCCUGAGGAAGUUCACCCUUGUUCUGUACGGGACCGGCUCCAACUCCCCCAACUUCUCCACAUCCAGCUCCAGCCAGCCCAGGAGCAGCAGCUGCAAAACCCUCAACGCCAACCAGAUCUGUAUAGAAUGUAGCCCAGGAUCCUUCCUGUUCCAGCAGGGCUGCGUGAGGGAGUGUCCUCCUGGCAUGACACCCGGAACAAAAUCCUCGGACACGCCCCUUGAUAACUGGUCCGAGCCGUCCCUUGUGCAAGCCUGCCUCCAAUGCCACACCACCUGCCUCACCUGCCAUGGGCCGGGCCCCACAGACUGCCUGUCCUGUCUGCCUCACAAUCACCUCAACCCCGCCUCAGGAACCUGCACUCACCAGAACCAGAUCCAGCGGGAGUCCCCCGACUCCCCUGUGGGGAGCAGCAGCACUGACACUAGUUCCUCCCCCUGGGAGCUGUCCUCUCGCUUGCCUGUCGUCGUGGCCGUGCUGAGCUGUGCUUUCAUCGUUGCCUGCUUUGUGGGAGUCUUCCUAAUGCUUCAGAUCUGCUCUGACAACUCCCCCUGGAGGAUGCAGAAGAAACUGCACUCCCUGGAGUCCAUGGGGGGUGUUGGUGGGCUGGGCUGGGGUGGGAUCAUCUCAUACAAGGGCAUCCCCUCAGGGGUGUGGAGGGAGGACGGGCCAGCCUCUGAUACAGAGGACGAAUUUGAUUUUCACGAGAGGACUGCCUUCAUCAAAACACAAAGUGCCCUUUAACCAACCUCCUGCUCCCACCUCUUCUUUCUUUUUCUUUUUCGCAGCCACCAUUUCAUAGAUGGCUCAGAUGAAUUCUUUAUAGGGGUGCUGGGGGAGAAUAUGGCUUCAAGAAGUGGUAAAACUAGGGAGUGAUAGGAAUUUGACUGAUGAAUUUUGAGAAUGGGCUGACCUCCCUUUUCCAGGGCAAAGGGAUUUCCUCACUGGUCCUUGCCUGUAAUUUUUCACUACAAAUAACCCUCCUCUCCCUGAAGCCAUUCUCCUGUUUCAUGGUGAUGGCAGAGCCAGCGGUUUCUGUUCAUGAUCGCACUACAAAGGCUGCUUCAUGGAGCACCCCUGUGCCCUGGCAAAGCUUGGACUAGUGCUAGUCAGAGGAGUUGCAUUAAAUUGUGUGGUGUGUGCAAAUGUAUGUUUGUGAAUAUAUAUUUAUACAUUUGAAUGCAUUACACAGUGCUUGUACUUCCUGCAAAAUAUAUAAAUUAUUACAGACCUGUAUCUAGCUGCAGCAAAAUCCUACUAGUGCACACUUCCAAAUAUAUAUAUAAUGUAACGCCUACAUGUGGAACACAAGGAACAACCUCAAGCUGCUAUAGAAGAUGCUUCUAGUCUGUCAAUUUGUGAUUUAUCAUUUCCUAGAGCACACUAUUCAUUUACUCCUUGUUUUAAAUGUGUAUUAUAGAAUCCAAACCCUAGUUGUAAUUUAUUGAACGCACACAUACAUUAGUCACCGUGGAGCAGCGGGAGCAUCUGCAUAAUUAAUACAUCAAUAAAGGAAAUCUGUCAUUCUUGGUUUUUCUCACUCAUCGGUCCACACCUAUCAUCAAGUUGAUUUACCUAAGCAAUGGAAAUGUAGCACUAGUGUGGGGAUUCUCAUUGUUGUGUAUUGAAAAUGGUGUGGGUGUAUAAUUGUAGUUAUGACUGAUACAGUGGAGAUAUUUGUGGGGGGUGGUGGAGCAUCCUCAUUCCGAAGCAGUGGGGUGGGAGAAAACCCUGAUGUUCUCCCUUUGUUUAUUCUUUUCCUGAUUGGAGCUGUUUAUUAUGAAUGCUGUGAUUCACCCAGGUUGUACUUCUUCCCAUCCUGUAAUAAAGAAUUCAAGAAGGCCAGCCUUAAACAGUAGCUCUAAUCAAACACAACUGGAGGGAGGGGAGAACGCUGCAUUUCGUUAGAGUGCAUAAUCCUGCUUUGUUUCUCAAGUGGAUUUGAAAGGAGGUGGGUGGGGGGGGGCCCUGUUCCUUUCCUUUUCCUAUACUUGUAGUGACGGUUUAUAUUACCUGUGUUUUUGACAGAUCUCUUUGUUUGAACUAGUAGCAAACAACUUUUGAUUCCUAAAAUGUAUGAUCUUGACCGUUACCAGGUUUGUUUUAUUGGGGGGGAGGGGGGAGGGGGGGGAUUUCCCUUUUGACAAAACAGGAUGCAAGUUCCCUUUUUUUUCUGCACUGUUGAAGCUUUAGAGCCUGAAACAAAGUGUGGGGUCUUGGCUUUGGAAUCCAAGGCAGAGUAUGAGAAGUCUAGCACCUCCUUGACCUAACUGACUUCUCACUUCUGCUAAAACGUCCUUCCAAACUAACUUUAAAUGCAGCAGAUUUCUAAUCCUAAGAGAAACCCCCCGCAAUGACUUGUUUAAUUGACCAGGGCUCCCAAGUAUUGUGUGCGUGCACAAUCAUCUUCAAAGACUGGUACUGUCUGGCUCUGGUUCUCUGUAACUCCUUGGACUGACUUCUAAGCUUCUGUCUCUUGAAUCAAGCCAGCCUUCUUUCUCUCUGAUUCUCAUGGUGAGAUUGGCUGUGUCUCUCUCUCUCUCGGAAUACUUUAGGGCUGGUGAUUUAUAAUAUAAUUAUGUAUGACUGCCUGAGAAAAAAACAGGCCUAUUUUUGUACUAUAUCUGGUGCACAGUAAUUCUUGUAUUGUGUAAUUUAAAUUGCUCUUUUUUCUUCCUUUAUUUAAUGGAUGUGGAUAUGCUGAUUUAAGAAUAGAUUCUAAGUGAAAUAAAUAUAUCAAUUUAUGCAAA